AUGUCUCGUACUAUCACACAGGUGGCUUUGUCUCCCCCCUUCCGCCAUCUUCUCCUCUCUCGAAACCCCCGUCUCCUUGCACCGCGCAGCCCAAACAUCGAGCUGCCAGCUUCCUUAGCAACGGGAUACCGGCCCUGUGUCAGGGCAUCCAUCGUUUCGGGAAGCCAGCCGAAUCUUGCGAUGACAGCAAAACACGGUUUAAAGCGGUCCGAGUCGACGAGCAUCACCUCGUCCACAGUGUCGCAACUCACCAGCACCCCAACGGUUGUCGGGUUUCCAAGCAUACAGCAACCAGACUGUGAAAUGGCGAGAUUACCCAAGGUUCCACGAAUCACCAACCUUCUGGAGAAGGCCUUUCCGAGUCUCGAUUACAGUCUCGAGAAGCUCAAGUCAAGAGUCACCCAGCCGGGAGCAGCGACCAAGGAGAGCAAGAAACAACCAACCACAUUACCACACGAGACUUCGGAGGAACCGAGAGGCGGCGGCGUUUACUGCAUCGGUCACAGGGCAAACAACAAAGAUGACUCCAAAAAGGGCAGGCAGGAUAACCCGCGUCGGGUCAGCGGCGUCGUCGUCCUCAUGGGCGCUUUCACCCUCCCAUUCCACCUCGGUCGGAUCGACUUCGUCAACGAACCCGCCGCCAGCCUGGGGUCCGUCGUGACUGUCUUGUCCGUCGCAUUGGUGGCCGCCGCGAUUCUGAUAUGCUUGAUGCUGGCGUCCGUCGACGUCGUGCGGCUCAUGGCGGUGGUGUUCAUCCACAUUGGGCUGUUUGCGCUGUGGGCGGCGCCUGCGAUUGGGCCGCUCACCGUGCUGGCCACGCUGGCCUCGUACCUGGGCUUCUUGUGGAGGUGA
Molecule: messenger RNA, 852 nt
Organism: Diaporthe citri
Lineage: Eukaryota; Fungi; Ascomycota; Sordariomycetes; Diaporthales; Diaporthaceae
Exons: 2
Coding region: 1-852 (283 amino acids)
Source: RefSeq, a predicted model, not a curated record